AUGCGGGGCGCCGACCUCAUCAACGCGGCGCUCCCCGACGAGCUCCUCGACGACGUGAUCCGCCGCGUCGGGGCCGGCGGCGGGGCCAAGCGCGACCUCGACGCCUGCGCGCUCGUCUGCCGCCGCUGGCGCCGCCUGGAGCGCGCCUCCCGCCGCUCCGCGAGGCUCGCCGCGUCCGGGGAGCGCGCCGACGAGGUGUUGCGCCUCGUCGCCGAGCGCUUCACGGCGCUCGCCGAGGUGUCGGUGAACGAGCGCCUCACCGCCGCCGCCUCCGGAUCCGGAUCCGCCCGCAGAUCGUACCGCUCGGGAAUGGAACGGGGCCCGUACCGCGCGGGAAUGAUUCAUAUGCCUAAUCAGAUCCGGCGCCGGAGGAGGCUGCCCCUCGCAUCAAAUCUUACUCUUCAAAUAUCCCCGUUCCCAUUGGACCAGCCAGUCAGUGAUCAAGGGUCUGAGCGCAGCUGUUUGACUGAUGUUGGCUUGGGUCAUCUUGCAAGGGGUUGCAGAGGGCUUGAGAAAUUGAGUCUGGUAUGGUGCUCUGCCAUAUCCUCAACAGGCUUGGUGAGGAUAGCUGAGAAUUGCAAGAAAUUGACUUCUUUGGAUCUCCAGGCUUGCUUUAUUGGAGAUCCAGGACUUAUUGCUAUUGGGGAAGGAUGCAAGCUGCUUAAGAAAUUGAACUUGCGAUUUGUUGAAGGCACCACAGAUGAAGGCUUGAUUGGAUUAGUAAAGAACUGUGGGCAAUCGCUGGUCUCACUUGCUGUUGCAAAUUGUCAAUGGUUGACUGAUGCAUCUUUACAUGCUGUUGGAUCCCACUGCCCUAACCUAGAAAUUAUAUCGGUGGAAUCAGAUCGUGUUCAAAGUGUGGGAAUAAUAUCUAUUGCUAAAGGAUGCCCACAGUUAAAAACUUUGAAGCUACAAUGUCUUGGUGCUGGGGAUGACGCCCUAGAUGCUGUUGGUUCAUUUUGUCCGCUUUUAGAAAUCUUGUCACUCAACAACUUUGAAGGAUUUACAGACAGGAGCCUUACUUCAAUUGCGAAAGGGUGCAAGAAUCUCACAGAUCUUGUUCUCAAUGAGUGCCAUUUACUAACUGAUAGAAGCCUUGAAUUUGUAGCUCGUAGCUGCAAAAAGUUAGCACGUUUGAAGAUCAGUGGUUGUCAGAACAUGGAAUCUGUUGCACUGGAGCACAUUGGGCGAUGGUGUCCGGGCCUUUUGGAGCUCUCUCUAAUUUUCUGCCCCAGGAUCCAAAACAGUGCAUUUCUGGAGAUUGGUAGAGGCUGCUCCCUUCUUAGGACUCUUUUUUUGGUUGACUGUUCAAGAAUAAGUGAUAGUGCCUUGUCCCACAUAGCUCAAGGCUGCAAGAACUUAACAGAACUUUCUAUUCGGCGUGGUUAUGAGGUAGGAGACAGAGCAUUGAUGUCUAUUGCUGAGAAUUGUAAAUCACUUAGAGAGUUAACGCUCCAGUUUUGUGAGAGGGUAUCUGAUGCAGGGCUGUCUGCAAUCGCGGAAAACUGCCCUCUGCAUAAGUUAAACUUGUGCGGGUGCCAGCUAAUCACUGAUAGCGGAUUGACUGCAAUUGCCAGAGGAUGCCCUGAUCUAGUCUUCCUAGAUAUAAGUGUUCUUCGGAUCAUAAGUGACAUAGCGCUUGCUGAGAUAGGCGAUGGUUGCCCUAAGCUCAAAGAAAUCGCGCUCUCCCACUGCCCAGAAGUCACCAACGUCGGUCUGGAGCACCUUGUCAGAGGGUGCCUGCAGCUGGAGUCCUGCCAGAUGGUCUACUGCCGGCGAAUCACCAGCUCCGGGGUAGCAACCAUCGUCUCGGGCUGCACCAGGAUGAAGAAGCUCCUCGUGGAGGAGUGGAAGGUGAGCGAGAGGACCCGGCGGAGAGCGGGACCUGUCUUGUCGUUCCUCUGCACCGGGCUCUAG
Molecule: messenger RNA, 1917 nt
Organism: Miscanthus lutarioriparius
Lineage: Eukaryota; Viridiplantae; Streptophyta; Magnoliopsida; Poales; Poaceae
Source: the annotation of a GenBank genome assembly